Messenger RNA from Malania oleifera, 5197 nucleotides. RefSeq lists its product as uncharacterized. Bases 517 to 1554 code for a protein of 345 amino acids. The record is from RefSeq and is a predicted model, not a curated record. The transcript has 7 exons. NCBI's taxonomy places the organism in Eukaryota, Viridiplantae, Streptophyta, Magnoliopsida, Santalales, Ximeniaceae. Gene Ontology annotation, cellular component: cytoplasm.
AUAUAAAAUCGAAGCAGUUCCAUCAUUUUUCCCGUCAUUUUUUCUCCUUUCCUUCGAAUUUGUUUUCGUUCCUCAAAAUUUCCAAACCCGCGAAAUACAAAUUAGAAAACAUUGACUUUAGAAGAGAAGAGGCAGUGCCUGUAAAGAAUUUCCAGUUGUUAAGGAACCCCUGUGAUUCCGUGAGCCUGGGUCUUCUUCCGUCAACGCUGGGUGGGCUGCUAACAUUUCGCCUACUUGUGGUGCGAUUUGUGCCAGAUUAUUAUGUAUUUGUUGUUGUAAAUUUCAUAAAACUGAAGUUUAGAGGGUGAAGAAUGAGAAAUUUUGUGCAUUCAUCGGUAGUUUUUAAAUCUAGAUGAAGAUUGAUUUUGUGCAUUCAUCGGUGCUCACAAAUGUAAAGAGUCGCCAAGACAAGUGACUCCAUAGAUCGGAUUGAUUUCUGGCUAAAUUUCCAUCUGGGUAUGCUUCAGUUACCUCCCUUUCUCAAUCCAUUGGCUGGAUUCUUCCUAUCAUGAUAACAUGAUUAACUAUCCAUUCGGAUCAGGGAAAGGGAGUCCUAAGUCUUUCCAUGCUUAUCCUCGAGGCGACUUUGAUUUAGAAUCUGGAACCUCUAAAAGAGCGAGAAAGCGGAAAAAUUCUCCACCUGGUCUUACCAAAAUGCUGAAAUCUUUUGGAAAUCGUCUUAUCUAUUACUACAAAUUGCAUCCACUUCUUGUCUUCUUCGUUUCCUUGUCAUUUGGGGUCUCAAUUCUCAUUGUUCUCUCUGUGUAUGAGAGCCGGUUUCGGAUGCUGACUAAUUAUCAAAAUUUAGAUACGGGUUCAGAUGGUUAUCCUUUUUCGAAGCUUCGGAAUCUUGUAAUGGUUGCAGGGCAUUCAGUGUAUACAAGUAGUUGUGGGAAGGCUGAAAAUGAGGAUUCGUGGUUUCUGGAGUCUUAUCAGAAGCAUCCGGGCCAAGCUGUAACUUUCUUAACUCAUAUACAGGAGGGAGUUGAAAUCGCAGCUAAAGAUGAUAGAGCUUUACUGUUGUUUAGUGGGGGAGAAACUCGGAAAGAUGCUGGUCCUCGAAGCGAGGCACAGAGUUAUUGGGUUGUUGCUGACUCGAAAGGAUGGUUUGGCAAGCAAGAAGACGUCAGGUGGAGAGCACUCACUGAAGAGCAUGCAAGGGACAGCUUUGAAAACCUUCUGUUUAGUGUGUGUCGGUUCCGGGAGCUUACUGGCACAUAUCCUCACAAUAUAACUGUUGUAAGUUAUGAUUUCAAGGAAGAGAGAUUUGCGCAUCUUCAUCGCUCUGCAAUCAGGUUUCCUGAGUCGAGGUUUUUCUACUCUGGUACACCAGCUUCAUCGACUUCCAAAGAAGCAGCCAUGAGAGGUGAAGCAUUAGUGAGGGCUCAAUUUCUAGCAGACCCAUAUGGGUGCUUAGGGUCUCUACGUCUCAAGAAACUGGGUCGUGAUCCAUUUCACAGGUCAAUUCCAUAUCCCAAUGGAUGCCCCGAAAUUCAAGGGUUGUUUAGGCAUUGUGAAGCAACCCCUUACCUAGGCUUUCUUCCUUGGGCUUAGGAAAGUUCGACCUUUGAUUUACUGUGUUUUUUUUUUUUUACUGUUAUACAAGUUAGGAGAAAACAUCCAAAAUCAUGUAGCAAGCUGCUUGCAUAGUGAAGCUGUAUCAGAUGAGGAUGUGCAGUGGUAAAACACAAUUGUCUGGUUAUGCAUCUUUUGUGGGCUCUGUUAUUGUCAUGGUAUUUGCAGUCACAGAACUUCUUAAAGCAAUUAAUUUAGUAGAGAUUUUUGGACGGAAUUAAUACCUAAAAAAUAGUCAUUCCAUAGAGAACCAUUUCAGCUGAUGGGGCAUACCCUUUUCCUUUUUUGUUUCAAAGAAAUGUAUAUCUAACUAGCAAUGCGCACCUCUCACUUGUUACCACAAAAAAUGCAGACUUGGAUUGUUUUUUGAUUAAAUUUGAAAUAUAAUAAUAAGUUUUGAGUUUAAAUAAUUAUAAAGAUUUUGAACACUUAAAAUUUGGGAAGUGGUUUGUUCGAGCUAUUGAAAUUUUUAGGUAAAAUACAUUGUGUUGAUCUUUUUUGAAGUUGUGAAAUUUGAGGGGCAUUGGAGUUUUAUAGAAAGGUAGUUAAAGGGGAAAAAAAAAAUGUUAGAUAAUAAGAAGCUAAAGCAAUUAUGGAAGCUACAAAGAUUUUUUUUUUUUUAAUUUUAAAAAAUUAGUUUAUUAAAUUACUUAUAUACCCAUAAUUUCUAAAUAUUUUAGUUAAGGAUAACUUGUAUAUUAAGGGACAUUUUAGGAAAGGUGACUGAAGGAAAAAAAAAAUUAUUGAAAAUGAUUUUGUGUUAUAUAUAUAUAUAUAUAUUAUCAAUUUAAAUGUUGAAUUUAUUUUUAUUUUUUUUGGAAUGGUGAAGUCUUUUAAAAUUAAGUUUUUACAACCUGAAAUAUUAAGACUUCAGUUUUGGAAUUUAGAUUGUCUGAAGAAGUUGUACCAUAGUUCGAGUUUUUGUAACUGAAUUUCGUUAACGAGUCCUAUUUUAGAAACUCAGUUUCUUGCCAUGUAGCCUAUCACCCUUCCUCCAUGCAUGCCAUGCACGUACACAGACACUCUCUUCCCUCUCUCUCCAAACAGUUAAUCUCUCCCCUCCCCCCUCUCUGCCGAUCAUGCAAGCUCUCUUUCAUGAAGAGCACCACGCACUCUACACACUCAUUAAUAUUUUAAAGAAAAUGAAUUUUGAUGUGGAGAAACUCAAUCCUCCCUUUCUUAAUUAUGAUGGUAAAGUAAGGUGGAUACAAGAUAUAUUACUGAGGGUGAUAAUGGUCAUCGAUAUUGGCAUUAAAGCUUCGUGUGUAAUGAAUUAAGUGUCAAAAUUACAUAAUUAAGUACUUAAAUAGUGUAUUAAUAAAUUAUUAUAAUAUGAAUAAGAGCCUAAUUAUACAUAUAAUUUUAGUAAUUAAGCUUAAUUGAUAAGAGCUGACAUUUUGCACUUAAAUAUUUAAAUUGUGGCAGUGUUGUGAAGGUGGCAGUGUUGCGCUAGCAGAAAAGAAGAGAAGAAAAAGAAAAAAAUAAUAAUAAAUGAACAAAAAAGGGCAGCACACACUCGGGCAGCACAGGAUUACAUCCAGUAGCUAGGACUAGCGCUGGCAGUGGGCAGUAUUGUGAGUGCAGUGCUGGUCGGCCAACAGUGUUGGAAAGGGAGACGCGCGCAACUGGGGAAGAAUAAAAGAAUAGGAGAAAAGGAGGAGCAAGUGAAAAAUAUACACAGCAACAGGGGAGGCUCUCGGCCAAGGGAACUGUGCGCAGGAGAGGCUCUUGGUCUGGGAGUUCUUGGCUUGGAGGGCAGUGCCGAAAUCUCCCUUUCUCUUCCUUUAUCUUUCUUCUUCCUUUUUUUUGCUGUAAAUGAAUUUUUUCUGGGCUAAUUUGUUUCAAAAAAUUCAGAUUUUAAACAUGUUAGGCUAAAUUUUAAGCUUAGGAUUCAAGGGAAUGACCCGUGACUAUUUUGGGCUGGAUUUCCUUCUUUCCAUAGAGCUUUAAUGCUCAACUUUCUGGGUUGUAUUUCAUUGUAUAUUUAGAAAAUACUGAAGUUCUAGGUUCUUGGUCUUGAUUAAAUGUAGACACAAGUGAUGCUUGAACUAGUAGUAAGAUUUUGAUGGUUUUCUUUCAUUACUUAAAUUUGUUAUACAAUCUAUUAAGUAUUUUGGAUUAUACUGAAAUUGUGGGCUAAAUAUUGUAUUAUCCAAUCAUAUGGUUGAGAGAAGAGGAAAUUAGAGGUACGUCCAUUAUCAAAUCAAAAAUUGGUGAAACUUGCAUCUCAAGUGUUUGAUUAAUUAUCUCUUACAAGCUCAAUUCAAUUUCUACACAUUUACUUUGAAGUGCUUAGUUAUUGGUAAUUUUAGAUACAUAGAUUCAUCAUCAUCUUCAAGCCCUAAUUGUGCUUGAACCUCAUUUUUAUCUUUUCUGGUUCAUUACUUUAAUUAUUUAGCUUACUAAUUGUUUUGUAAUUUCUUAUCACCAUAAAUGAUAAUAUGAUUUCUUGUGUUAUAACUGAGACCAUAAUGCUUGCAUAGUUCUCAUUGUCCCCUUGAAUUCAAUAUUGAGACUCACCCUUGUCUUACUUUGACAGCUUCUGCGCUUGAAAGUCAAAAUCAUUAGCUAAUCAAGUUUUUGGCAUUGUUACCAGGGACAAUUGGUGUUUUAUGAGGAUAAAGAAAAAACAUGGUUAAAUGCGUUGGGUUCUUAUCUCCGCCACCGACAUUCCUACAGAAGCGGAUUUGUCAUAGGAGCGGCGUAGGCACCACUCCUGGGAAAAGAUUCUUUUCCUGAUGAACAACUUCUAGAUGUUGAUUCUUUGCCUUGAUUUGCUGAUAUUGUCAAUUUCUUGGUAACAAGACAUACCCCACCACAUUGGAGCCCUCAAGGCAUCAAAAAUUUAAAAUUCGAGGUAAACUUCAAUCCAAAUGGAGUGAUCCUUAUAUUGUUCAAACGGUGUUUCCUCAUGGGGCUACUGAAAUCCUUAAUCCACACAACGGUCAUAUUUUUAAGGAAAUUGGAGCUUAAACUAAGGAGUUAAGCAAUGCAAGAAUCCAAGGAAGCAAUUGGGAAGCACAAGGUUCAACCAAAUGCUCGACCAGGUCUCCAAGGUCGUGUACCAUCCAACGCAACAUGAUCAUGUUCAACCAAGUGGUGCGACCAAGCAGUCACAAGGAGCGACCAGCAUGAAAUGAAGACUCCAAAGUGUUGAUUAAUUGAAGAAUCACAAAAUACCUCAACCAAAGCACGACCAAGAGAUGUUGAAGGUGCGACCAGGUCGAGGAAGCCAACAACUGAACAAGAAGAUUUUCCAGAUUGGCUUGACCACGGUGCGACCAUGAGAAGUCCAAGGUGCGACUAGGUUAACUUUCAUCAAGUUUAGAAAUUUGCUGUGUGAGAUUUUGGACAAAACUUUCCUGAUUUUAAUUUGAUCGUGUGUAAACCCUUUUGGGUAUAAAAUCAAACUUCAAAUAGGUGAUUAGGGUUCCCUCUUGGCUCCUCCUUGAUUAAUAACAGACCUUGAGUGCCGAUUAGAGCCAUUUUGAUUAGUUUUCAAUUCUUUGUUUUGUUCAAUUUUGAGUUGUAAUCUCCCUUUCGAUUCUUCAAGGUCCUAUGACAAACCUUGAAUUCAUAUUGGUGCCAUAGAUUUGUGGUAGUGUAGUUGGGUUCUCCUUUG